Myodes glareolus (Bank vole) is the source of this 745-nucleotide messenger RNA. The record is from RefSeq and is a predicted model, not a curated record. NCBI's taxonomy places the organism in Eukaryota, Metazoa, Chordata, Mammalia, Rodentia, Cricetidae.
GGGGGCGGGGCCUUGGUGGGUGUGCGGCCUUAGCAGAGGCGUGGCGUGGCGGGGCAGGGUCGGGCUGGGCUGGCCAGGGCGUUUCCGUUGCACCGAGCCGCGGAGUACUGCCCUGUACCUCGGCGUGUGCAUCGGUUCCCUUCUCGUCCGCAGUCUGCGCUCUAUAGUCCUGCUCCGGCUCGCUCCUGCCCACAGCAGCAUGGCCCAGGUUCUCAGAGGCACCGUGACUGACUUCCCGGGAUUUGAUAGCAGGGCUGAUGCAGAAACUCUUCGGAAGGCCAUGAAAGGCUUGGGCACUGAUGAGGAGAGCAUCCUGACCCUGCUGACGUCUCGAAGCAAUGCUCAGCGCCAGGAAAUCGCUGAGGAGUUUAAGACUCUGUUUGGCAAGGACCUUCUGGAUGACCUGAAGUCAGAACUGACUGGGAAGUUUGAGAAGCUGAUUGUGGCUCUGAUGAAGCCUUCGCGGCUCUAUGAUGCCUACGAACUGAAACAUGCUCUGAAGGGAGCUGGGACCAAUGAAAAAGUAUUGACAGAGAUUAUUGCUUCAAGGACACCCGAAGAGCUACGGGCCAUCAAACAGGUUUAUGAAGAAGAAUACGGUUCCAGCCUGGAAGAUGACGUGGUUGGGGACACCUCAGGGUACUACCAGAGGAUGCUGGUGGUCCUCCUUCAGGCAAAUAGAGACCCUGAUACUGCGAUUGAUGAUGCUCAAGUUGAACUGGAUGCUCAGGUAAGUAAGAUGUAU